Messenger RNA from Momordica charantia (bitter melon), 1876 nucleotides. RefSeq names its product ALG6, ALG8 glycosyltransferase family. NCBI's taxonomy places the organism in Eukaryota, Viridiplantae, Streptophyta, Magnoliopsida, Cucurbitales, Cucurbitaceae. Gene Ontology annotation, biological process: protein N-linked glycosylation; dolichol-linked oligosaccharide biosynthetic process. Gene Ontology annotation, molecular function: dolichyl pyrophosphate Man9GlcNAc2 alpha-1,3-glucosyltransferase activity. Gene Ontology annotation, cellular component: endoplasmic reticulum membrane. The record is from RefSeq and is a predicted model, not a curated record.
CCUAUUCUGUUCUGUAUACUCACAAGCAAAACUCAGUUCAGUGGAACGGAAACGCGCGAAGUUUCCAGGAUUGAAGGCAAGACUCAGAUUUUUGUUCUUCAAUUUCCUCUCUCCACGUACUGAUUUUUUAUGCAGAUUCUCUAACAGGUCAGCCAUGGAGAAAGGAGAGGAAGGCAAGAUCAUGAAAGACAUGGUUAAUGUUGACAACCGUGACGAUGCUGCUUGGUGGUUGAUUCACAAAGGAGUGAAAGCUACAUUUUUGUCCAUAUCUUUGUUUGCUUUGCUGGUUCGAGCGGCAGUCUGCCUUCAUCCUUACUCUGGUGCUGGCAACCCUCCCAAGUUUGGGGACUAUGAGGCGCAGAGGCAUUGGAUGGAAAUCACCAUCAACCUUCCAGCUAAGGACUGGUAUCGGAACAGUACCACCAACGACCUCAACUAUUGGGGACUUGAUUAUCCACCCCUUACUGCCUAUCAGAGUUUCAUUCAUGCUCUAUUCCUCAAGUUAUUUGAUCCAGAGUCGGUUUCACUGUUUACUUCUCGAGGUUAUGAGUCCUAUUUUGGAAAACUUCUUAUGAGAUGGACGGUUUUAUCCUCUGAUGUGCUGAUUUUCUUUCCUGCAGUUUUCUAUUUUGUUCUCGCAUAUUUUAGUAGUAACUCCAGCUAUCGCAAAAGUGAUAUAGCAUGGCAAAUUGCAAUCCUUCUGCUCAACCCGUGUCUCAUCUUAAUUGAUCAUGGCCAUUUUCAGUAUAACUGUAUAAGCUUGGGCCUCACUGUGGGAGCUAUUGCUGCUAUAUGUACGGAGAAAGAUCUUGUGGGUAGUUUCCUAUUUACUCUUGCUCUGAAUCAUAAGCAGAUGAGUGCAUAUUUUGCUCCUGCAUUUUUCAGCCAUCUCUUGGGGAAAUGUAUGAGGCAUAGAAACCCAAUUGUUGAAGUGUUAAAAUUGGGUUUGGUGGUCUUAGGAACUUUUGCUAUUAUUUGGUCGCCGUAUCUUCAUUCAGUGGAUGACCUUUUGCAGGUUCUAUCACGUCUUGCUCCCUUUGAGAGAGGAAUAUAUGAAGACUAUGUGGCAAACUUUUGGUGUACCACAUCUGUUCUUAUCAAGUGGAAGAGAUUGUUUUCAGUAAAAUUACUGAAGUUUCUCAGCUUCACUGCUACACUGUCUGCUUGUCUACCUUCCAUGGUUCAGCAGAUUCGUACCCCAAGUAAACAGGGAUUUCUUUAUGGCCUUCUAUGUAGUUCUUUCUCAUUCUACCUGUUUUCAUUUCAAGUGCAUGAGAAGUCUAUUCUUCUGCCUCUUCUUCCUGCAAGCAUGUUGGCUCUGGAUGAACCUUCAUUAUUUAGACAUUUUCUGCACUAUGCCUUGCUUUCAAUGUUUCCUCUCGUAGUUCGAGACAAACUGGUUCAAGCAUAUCUUUCUAUUUAUGCACUUACGUUCCUUAUUAUCAAUGCAUCAAAUCAAGGACGUCAAAAAAUGGGAGCAUUUCUUUCUGGAGGAGUUCUAUUUGGAUGUCUCCUUUUUUGCUCACUCGUUCUCCACAUCGUUUACUUGGUGGUGCGCCCUCCUGAGAGGUACCCCUUCAUCUUUGAGGCGGUAAUUAUGCUUCUUUGCUUUUCUCAAUUCAUGUUCAUUGCUGUCUUUACCAAUAUAAAGCAAUGGACGCUGUCGAAAGCUGUUCCACAGAUGGACAAGCAAAAGUUUAAUUAAUUUGCAAUGUUUCUGAAUUAGUUACAUACUUUGUGAGUUUACAUCUUUUUUUUUUCCUUAAUCAAGAAUAGAGUAUCUUUAUGUGCUUGUUUUAAGCAGAUACAACAGACCAGCGGCCGUACAAAUUACCUUUUUUUUUAAUAAUUUAAGAGGUUUACAGGUUCUAGUGAA